Messenger RNA from Nasonia vitripennis (jewel wasp), 1122 nucleotides. RefSeq lists its product as uncharacterized. Gene Ontology annotation, molecular function: nucleic acid binding. Lineage: Eukaryota; Metazoa; Arthropoda; Insecta; Hymenoptera; Pteromalidae. The coding region runs from base 231 to 767 and encodes 178 amino acids. The record is from RefSeq and is a predicted model, not a curated record. The transcript has 4 exons.
AUGUAGACACAUCUAAGGAGUCGGUACGAAGGAUUUUGAGAGCUACGAGUUACCCGUAUAAGCCGACAAAGGUCCAAAAGAUAAUAGCGGGUGAUUUUCCAAGGCGGAGAGAAUUCUCUGAAUGGGGUUUGCGACAGUUAGCAAGAGACCCACAUUUCUUCCGCAGAGUCUGUUUGUCAGAUGAGUCCAUUUUUACGAACAACGGGCUCAUCAAUAAACAGACAACGAGAAUGUGGGCCGAAGAAAACCCCCAUUGGUUCAUAGAGAACGAUAGGCAACACAGGUGGAAGGUGAACCUCUGGGUCGGGAUUGUCGGAGAUCGAAUUGUCGGCCCUAUUUUUUACGAUCGAAAUUUGACAGCCAGGAGAUACCGAAACCUUUUGAGGAGUAUAAGGCGCCGAUUAAAUAAUAAUCCAGUUGCUCUUAAUAGAAUGUGGUGGCAAAUGGAUGGAGCUCCAGCUCAUAAUGCUGCCAUGAUCGCUGACCAUUUAGAUGAAUUAUUCCCAGAAAGGUGGAUUGGAUUGAACUCACCACAUGUUAGAUUUCCACCGCGUUCUCCUGACUUGACAAUAAUGGAUUAUUACCUUUUCGGUAAUUUAAAGAGAAUCUGCUACGCGGAGCCAACUACAACGGCAGAUAACAUGAAACAACGCAUACGAGAUGCAUGCGCUGCAAUUCGUCCUGGCGAAUUAAGAAGAGCACGAUUGCAAUUGCGCCAAAGAUUUCGCAUGUGCAUUGAACGAGGGGGUGGCCAUUUUCAGCAAUGAAUAAAAUAUAGAAAUGCUUAAUCAAGGUCUCUACUGAGGUAGUCACCGAUCAUGCAGUGAAAUAAAUCCACUGCAUUGAAACCGACAUCAGCGUGGGUGUAAUAUAGAAUUUUUUCCUCGCUUGCAAAAAUUGAAUUUCGGGCGUAAGAAAUUGGUAUUUGGUUACCACGGUUACUGCAUGCCCUUAAACUGCCUAUGAAGUUGUCGAAGCCAUUUUUUGUAUUGUUGUAAAGUAUUUACGUAGUUUUAAGUAUUGUACUUGGUUUAAGCACUCAUUUGCUUAACACUGCCGAAUAUAUUGUAAUAUUCAAAUGUAUUGUAAAAUAUAGUGUACUGUACAAUAAAUUUCUUGAAU